Molecule: messenger RNA, 1474 nt
Organism: Cuscuta europaea
Lineage: Eukaryota; Viridiplantae; Streptophyta; Magnoliopsida; Solanales; Convolvulaceae
Source: the annotation of a GenBank genome assembly
GUUCGAAAAUUGUUCUCCUUUGCACUGUUUUGGUUGACCAAAUUGGACGGUUGGGGUUGGAGUGAAAAGAAACGCGAUACAAUUGAAGCCGGCAGCAGAAAAACAGCUCGAAAAGAGAGCAAUGUUGAUAGCACAGGCGGGUUUAAUCCCAAUUUCGUCAUCGAUUUCUUCGGCAAAUCACUGUCCUCGUUUCAGAUUCUCCUCUUCCAAGCAAUAUAUUCCCUUUCUCGUCGCCGCAACAAUGAUGGGAGAUGAUCCAAUUCGUGAGUGGAUACUCUCAGAAGGCAAUGCAACAAAGAUUAAAGGAGUGAGGUCAAUUGGUGGUGGGUGCAUCAACAAUGCUAGCUGCUAUGAUACUGAUGCUGGUCCUUUCUUUGUAAAAUCAAACAGGAGCUUUGGACCAUCAAUGUUUGAGGGAGAGGCUGUGGGUUUAAAUGCCAUGCUUGAGACCCACUCAAUCCGGGUCCCUAAACCAUAUAAGGUCGGGUCUCUUCCAACAGCUGGCUCAUACUUCAUAAUGGAAUUUAUCGAGUUUGGUGCAUCUAAACGUGAUCAGUCUGCAUUAGGAAGGAAGCUGGCUGAAAUGCAUAAAUCAUCCAAGUCUGAGAUGGGGUUUGGUUUUCAUGUUGAUAAUACUAUUGGAAGUACUCCACAGAUAAACAAAUGGACACAAGAUUGGAUAGACUUCUAUGCAGAGCAUAGAUUGGUUUACCAGCUACAGUUAGCUCGUGAACAUUAUGCAGACUCAACAAUUUACCAGAAAGGACAAAAGCUGGCAAGGAAUCUAAGGCUUCUAUUCCAGAAUGUUGUAAUAGAGCCAUGCUUACUUCAUGGAGAUUUAUGGAGCGGCAAUAUCGCCUAUGACAAGAAUGGGGAACCAGUGAUUCUUGACCCAGCAUGCUAUUGUGAGUUCUUGAUUCUUGACCUUCCUACUGUAGCCCUAUAUCACUUUUGGAUUAUUAGUCCUGAAUGUCUGUUGGUGAAAGAUCAACUUUGGAAUGACCAAAACACGUACUACGUAUAUCUUUUAGAAGAAAAUAAAGUUAGCAAGCACGCUACUUGGCCACCAUUUAAAGAAAAAGUGGAAACAGAUGGACAUAAUGAGGCAGAGUUUGGAAUGUCGUGGUGUGCUGGAUUUGGAGCCGCUUUUUACAAUGCCUACUUUGAGGUCAUGCAUAAACAGUCUGGUUUUGAGGAAAGGAAGGAUCUUUAUAUGUUGUAUCAUUACUUGAAUCACUAUAACAUGUUUGGUUCUGGAUACCGGUCAUCUGCCAUGUCCAUAAUAGAUGAUUAUCUCCGCAUGCUAAACUUAUAGUGUGUCAACAUUUUCUUGUUUCUUGUAUAUUUGGAGGCAACGUUUUGUAUUGCGAAAUCAUAAUCUAAUUCAGUAGUACUGUAGUACUUACCUUUCUGUUGUAUUCAAUUAAUAAUAUGGCUGUAAAUAAUUAAAUAUCAAUUAUCCAUGUAUGAUCAA